Molecule: messenger RNA, 1074 nt
Organism: Cimex lectularius (bed bug)
Lineage: Eukaryota; Metazoa; Arthropoda; Insecta; Hemiptera; Cimicidae
Gene: icln
Product: methylosome subunit pICln
Exons: 5
Coding region: 245-859 (204 amino acids)
Biological process (GO): cell volume homeostasis; chloride transport; mRNA cis splicing, via spliceosome
Cellular component (GO): pICln-Sm protein complex; plasma membrane; methylosome
Source: RefSeq, a predicted model, not a curated record
UGAAAAUUCGCAUAAAGUAAAAAUGUAAUGUGCAGAAACGGAAAAUUUUCCGAAUAGUGAUUUGUUGAAUUGAAGAACAUCAAUCGAUUACUUUCUACGGAACGGAUAGGGUUACUUGACCCUGGUCAGUUGCGUGAAUUGUAACCGGGCCGUAAACAGCGUAGUAAACGAUUUGAUCUACGCCGGCAUCCGCGUCGAGGAAAUUGUAUUUUAAAAUAUUGUAACUUUUAUUAUCUGUCAGGAGAUGGUCGUCGUCACGAAUUGCACGCCGCCGACCGAGGGCGUUCGACACGAGCAGCCGGCGACGGUUGCCGUCAUGAACAAAAAAGAUCUCGGAAAAGGGACGAUCUACAUUGCAGAAAGUUGUUUAUCUUGGGUGAAUGAAGCAACUGGAAGAGGUUUUAGCCUCCAGUAUCCGCACAUAUGCGUCCAUGCUGUGUCCAGAGACACCAGCACUUAUCCAAAAGAAUGCCUUUACCUCAUGAUCGAUGCAAACAUUGACUUUUCUGGAGAGGAACAGGGUUCAGAUGAAGAAGAAGAAGACGCUGAAGAUAAAAUGACAGAGAUAAGAUUUAUUCCCGACGAUAAGACUUCCCUCGACAGUAUGUAUUCAGCAAUGAAUGUCUGCCAGGCCCUUCACCCAGACCCGCAACAGGACAGCCUAUCUGAGGAAGAAGCAGGUGGUCCUGUAGGUCCAGGUGGCGAUAAUAAUGAAGAUGAUGAUGAUGAUGAUGAAGCAUUUAUGGACGCCGAUGAUGAGUGUCUUAACAGAGCAAAUGGUGCAAGAAAUCUUGAGAUGGAAGUAGAAGGGCAGUUCGACAACGCUGAUGAGGUCGAUGCCGGUUAUGAGGAAAAUUAAACCUACCGAUUCCAUUUCCUCCACAACUCACCAAAAAUUGUCAAACCCAUAAACAAACAAAAAGAAUAAUAUAUAUUUAAUCAACAUAUUUUUUGUGAUUUAUUAAAAAUUGCAUUACUUUUUUUAAUAUAAAACAGUAUUUUCUUGCACUUUUAAGACAGUUGUAAAUAUUCUUCACAAGAAAAAAAUACAUUUUGUUUUUAAUUAAAUACAAA